AUGGAUAAACCCACAAUCGAACAACUAUUCAAAAUCAUAUUUGACAUCAAUAAAGAUCAAAAUAUUAUUUUCUGUCAUGCUUGUCAAAUAAGAUUCCCAAUUGUGGAACCAGAAGAAGCAACACUAUAUAUCCAUCAUUUCUCUAAAGAACAUGUGUAUAAUCUCACAACUAUAGCUACAAAACAAAUUGUCAAAACUAAUGAAUCUGCUAAAAAAGAUACUAGAGUAUUAUAAGUGAUUCCCUUAUUUGAUUUAGUAACAGCACUCAACAUUCAAGAAUAAUAACCAAAAAUAGGUAAUCUGUAUAUCCUUAUUUCUUUUAAGUACUUCAUCAAUAUCUCAAAGAAUGUAUUACAAAAUUACCCAAUAUCUAUGAUUAAUUAGAAUUAAAUAACUUGGACUCUUAUAUGAGUACUCUUAGGAGAUUUUAUCUACAUCUAUUAAAUCAUAAUACAUCUAUUCUAACUCCAGAGUUAUGUUUCUCUUUUGUAGAUAUCUAUAAAACAGAUAAGGAUUUAUAAUUGAUUAGGAAAUUUGUCAAAGCUUUCAAUUUUCCUUUAACUCAUGAUUAAAUGAUAAUACUAAAUCCCCAUAAAUAAACAUAUUCUAAUUUGUCUCAAGAUAUAUUAGUUGAAUUUUAUUAAAUCUUCAUUAAUGAUCUAAUUGUAUUAGGAUUAUCUAAGGAAUCCUUAGUUUAUCAUCUUGCAAAAAUGGGAACACCAAUAAACAAAAUUAUUGAUUUGAAAUUGUAUGAAAUUAAAAAUAAAAUCAAUGAUUUAAUUAAGAAAGGAAUUAAUGAAGAUGAAAACAUAUUCUUUUUAAAUAUUAUUGAAAAAUUGGAACGUAAUGAAAAUCUUAAUAAUCACUCUUAUGUUUUUACUAAAUGGAAUACAGAAUCUUAAAUGAGAAAAAAUUUUAGAUAGAUUAGAAAUCGUCUUAGAUAUUAAACAAAUGAUGAAAGAUAUAAAGUUUUCUUAGCUUAUGCUUCUCUAUAAAAGAUUCAAAAUUGGUAAAAAAUUUAGAUUUAAAAUGAAAAAAAUACAACAAAUGAUAUGAUAUCUAUAUUAGAAACAAUUAAUGAUAAUAAAAAUUAAAAUAAAAAAAGUAAGAAAUUAUUUAUUUAAUAAUAUAUAAUACCUAAUAAAAGUCAACCAAAUUUAGAUUAAUUUGAAAGAAAAACAUAAGAAGAAAUUUAAAAUAAUUAAAUUGAUAUUAGUAUUAGUGAUUCAAAAUCAGAAUGUGAUUUAGAAAAAAGCUUAUUUGUUAAAUUUAGCCAUUCAAUAACAGAUUGCAAUACAAUACAAUAAAAUUAAAAUGAUACAAUUAAUUCAGUGUCUUGUUUAGAAUAAUUAGACAAUUAUAAGUAAAAAGCUUUACUUAAAAAGUCAUCUAAAAAAUGA
Paramecium pentaurelia is the source of this 1400-nucleotide messenger RNA. Lineage: Eukaryota; Ciliophora; Oligohymenophorea; Peniculida; Parameciidae. The record is from the annotation of a GenBank genome assembly.